Molecule: messenger RNA, 2184 nt
Organism: Schizosaccharomyces osmophilus
Lineage: Eukaryota; Fungi; Ascomycota; Schizosaccharomycetes; Schizosaccharomycetales; Schizosaccharomycetaceae
Gene: dbp7
Product: ATP-dependent RNA helicase Dbp7
Exons: 1
Coding region: 1-2184 (727 amino acids)
Biological process (GO): ribosome biogenesis
Cellular component (GO): nucleus
Molecular function (GO): ATP binding; nucleic acid binding
Source: RefSeq, a predicted model, not a curated record
AUGGCAGAGGAAUCAUUGUUAUUAAAUUUUGUUACUGAUGAGCCUAGCUCAUCGGUCAAUCGUGUAAAUUCCGGCGGGCGAUGGAAGGAUCGUGUGAAAGACAAAAAAGAUCAAAAAAGAAAGGCCGCUACCUCUUUGCCAACAACAGACCAUUCUCCUGCUGUAAAUAAUCAAAUUAAAGUACAGCGGAAAGAAAAUAUACCGUCCAUGAACGAGUCAAAACGGAGAAAGCCAACUCCCAAUUCAGGAUUCAAUCCACCUUCUGUUGCGAAACCAGUAAAACAUGACAACACUUUCGUUUCUUCUUUAUUUACCGGUGAUUCAAAAGAACAUCUCUCGUCGACUCAUCAUGAUGCAGAGGACCAAAAUCAAAACAUGUUCGAUACUCAGAAUCAAGAAGCACCAUCUAACGCACCUAUGUCAACCACAACUUUUGCUGGUGUUCAGUUGGAUUCUCAAUUGGCUAGUCACCUUGGAGAAAAGAUGAAUAUUACUGCACCAACCGAUAUUCAAAAUUCUUGUUUACCUGCCUUGUUAAACGGUAAUGAUAGAGAUGCGUUUAUUGAAGCCGAAACUGGUUCCGGUAAAACAUUGGCAUACCUACUGCCUAUUAUUCAAAGAUUGAUUCGACUUCCACCCACAAAGCGCUCACGAACAAGCGGUUUGUUUGCUGUAAUUGUUGCUCCAACGCGCGAGCUUUGUCAACAAAUUUAUACUGUUGCAAAUAAUCUUACAAAUAACCGGUUGGCUCAUUGGAUAGUUUCCUGUAAUGUGAUCGGUGGUGAAAAGAAGAAAAGUGAGAAAUCCAGGAUCCGCAAAGGAGUUAAUAUUCUAAUUGGCACUCCAGGAAGACUUGCCGAUCAUAUAGAGAAUACGGAAGUAUUGGAUCUUAGUCAAGUGCGGUGGGUUGUGUUAGACGAGGGCGAUCGUUUGAUGGACAUGGGAUUCGAAGAAACAAUUACAAAAAUUUUGAAGUAUUUAGACUCCCAAAAUUCACCAUAUCCGUUAGGGGAUAGUAUGCCAUCUCGAAAAGUCAAUGUACUAUGCUCUGCUACUAUAAAGGAUACCGUCAAACAGUUGAGUCAGUCUGCAUUGAAGGACGCGAUGUAUCUCAGGUCUUCAUCUUCAUCUACCGACGAGAAUGAAGAUCAAAAAACACACAAGUCUUCUGCUCCUGCGCAAUUACUUCAGCGGUAUUGUGUGAUUCCUCCAAAGUUGAGACUAGUAAGUUUGGCUUCCGUUUUGCGAUCAAAUUUGAAAGAUAAUCAAAGGAUUAUCGUAUUUUUAUCAUGUGCAGACAGUGUAAACUUUCAUUUUGAGGCUUUCCGCCGCAGAAAAGCGGAAUCAGAGAACGAGCUGGAGGAAAAAGAAGAUGAAACGAAAAAUAUACCAACUUCUAGUGAACAAGCAGUAGACACUGCAUAUCGUUUAAAUAACAAAGCAAAAGUUUAUAGACUUCAUGGAUCUCUCUCGCAGCAAACUCGUACGGCAACGUUGUCUCAAUUUUCUUCGGAAAAGAACAAUUUCCCUCGUAUAUUACUCUGUACGGACGUUGCGUCUCGUGGUUUGGAUUUACCUAAUAUUGAUUUAGUUGUCCAAUAUGACGCCCCGUUCAGCACAGAUGACUAUUUGCACAGAAUUGGUCGGACAGCUAGAGCUGGUCAUAGCGGUGCUGCUUUUAUGUUUUUAUUGCCCAAGGAAAUUGAAUACAUUAAUUUGUUACGAGCCAACGUUAAGGUGAAUAUUUCCGAGCAGCCGAAUGGACCGUCAUCCAUUUUAAGCAGUGGAUUUUCUGUUCCAGGAUCUCGUGCUAAAAGUGAGUUAGAAUGGCAGGACCAAGCGACUGAAUGGCAGCUUGAGCUUGAACGAAUGAUUCUUGAGGAUCCCGACUUGAAGGAGGUCGCAAAGAAGGCGUUUUCUUCUUAUGUUCGUGCGUAUGCAACACAUUUGUCUUCGGAAAGAUCGAUUUUCAACAUGCGUGAUCUUCAUCUAGGCCAUAUUGCCAAGUCUUUUGCGUUACGUGAAGCGCCUGGUAAAAUGUCGAAUAACAGUAACAGUAAACAAAAAGGCGGUACUGCUAGUGCACGUCCAAAACAGAGAAAGGAUAAUUCACCGGCGGCAAUUUCUGCCAGGAUGCAGAAGAAGGCAAUGGAGCAUUAUUCGUUUGAACAUAACAUUGGUUAA